GACGUCAUUUGAUGUGAUAAAAUGGCGUCUGUGUCUGUGUCUACGUUAGUGACUGAGUUAAAUUAAUAAUUUCUUAGAAUAGUUCAGUGUUUAGUUCAAAUAGUGAGAUUUAAUAAGAUUCUAGAAGUGUACUUAAUAUUUUACGACUUCGAAAGGGGCUCUUAACGUUUUUAUAAGAGUGCGAUGUCCGAGGAGACAGAACGCCUUGGCGGGAAGUCACCGCCGGCAGUCGCUGAGAAUGGCAGCCCGAGCGGUGGAAGCGUGGCUCGGGUGCUGCUGACCUCGCAGCAGCUCGAGGCGGCCGCCGAGUCGCUGCGCGCCGCCUGGAGGUCCCAGGACGCGUACAUUGACCACCUCGAAUCGUUGAACAAACAGUUGGAAGGAAGCCUGGAAAAGGCGAAAGAGGUAGAAGAAAGAAUAAGGCUGCAAUACUCAGAGUCACAACAUAGGGAAAAAGUGCUUGUUCGAAGGCUAGCAGCUAAAGAACAGGAGAUACAAGACUAUGUUAGUCAAAUAACGGAGCUCAAAUCAUCACACGCAAGUCUGAACGGACGGCCCACGCUUCUGGACCCAGCCGUGAAUGUACUUAUACUGAAACUGAAGCAAGAACUGACGUCGACUAAAGCGCGUCUCGAAGAAACGCAAAAUGAACUCAACGCGUGGAAGUUCACCCCUGACUCUAAUACGGGGAAGAAAUUGAUGGCUAAAUGUAGGUUACUUCACCAGGAGAAUGAGGACCUGGGCCGCAUGACCAGCAGCGGGCGGAUAGCCAAGCUGGAGGGGGACCUCGCGCUGCAGAAGAGCUUCAGUGAGGAAGUGAAGAAAUCACAAUCAGAGCUGGACGAGUUCCUGCAGGAGCUGGACGAGGACGUGGAGGGCAUGCAGAGCACCGUGCUGUUCCUGCAGCAGGAGCUGCGCGCCGCGCACGCCGCGCACAACGGCGCCCGCUCGCCCGCGCCCGACGCGCCCAAGCGGCCCUACUCGCCCGCCGGCAGCGACCCGCCGCGCGGCAAGCGGCGACGCGCCUCGGUCUUGUCACUAGACUACAACGAGGACGAGGAACCCCUCACCGUCACCAACGGAGACGCUGACUAGCCUCCACUCAGUGAAAUAUGAUGUUUACAUGUUUAUACCAUGUUGAUGUUCGAAUCUAGGGAUGAUUGGUUAAAACGUUUGAGUGGUGUCCUGGUGAUGUGUUAAUGCACUCCCAUGUGAAUGCUUAUGUACUAGUUAAUGUUGAGAAGUGUAUUCCAUUAAAUUGAUGUACUUUCAUUAGAAGACAAAUUGAAACAAAUGAUUGUGUCAUUUGCACUGACAAUCGAUUGGUGAUGUGUUGAAUGUGCAUGCAAAUGAGAAAACAUUGGUAAAACUCAAGUUUGCGUUUUAUGCACAACAGUGGACCAUGUGAUCAGAUUUAAUAGUGAAUCGUUUUUGACAUUGUUUUAUACAUUUAUGAAUUUUGAAGACAGACACUCAGUUGACAAUUUUAUAAUUUAUUUACUAUAAGUGCAUUAUUUGUGAUAUAUAACUGAAAUCCUUGAUAAAUGAGCAAUAACUGUUGACUUUUAUUUGCCAGCAUUAUUUGAAUGGCGCGAAUAUUGUUAUGUAUAAUAAUAUGCCAUAAUUAAUAGGUAAGUAAAGAAUAAAUGAAGUCAGUCUGUUGAUUCAUAGUGAAAUUAAAUAACACCAAACCAUGUUUUAUGAAUAAUUGCCUCAUAAUUUAAUGAAAUUUGCGAGUUUCUACAUAGAAUGUUUCUAUUUUCAAAUUACAAUGAAUGUACAUUAUAUAGAACUAUGUUAAUAAACAUAUAUUACUGGCAUCA
Molecule: messenger RNA, 1823 nt
Organism: Plutella xylostella (diamondback moth)
Lineage: Eukaryota; Metazoa; Arthropoda; Insecta; Lepidoptera; Plutellidae
Gene: fl(2)d
Product: Pre-mRNA-splicing regulator female-lethal(2)D
Biological process (GO): mRNA modification; regulation of alternative mRNA splicing, via spliceosome
Cellular component (GO): nucleus
Source: RefSeq, a predicted model, not a curated record